Messenger RNA from Epinephelus fuscoguttatus (brown-marbled grouper), 5993 nucleotides. RefSeq lists its product as uncharacterized. The record is from RefSeq and is a predicted model, not a curated record. The transcript is spliced from 2 exons. NCBI's taxonomy places the organism in Eukaryota, Metazoa, Chordata, Actinopteri, Perciformes, Serranidae. The coding region runs from base 774 to 3098 and encodes 774 amino acids.
AGGAUUGCAGAGUACCAGCACCGUCCCAUCGCUGACGGAGUACGUCCAACCAGGAUGCAGACAUGCAGUGUGGGCCAGACAUGUUGGAGGAACUGUUGGCUAACCUAAACUAUGUUUUUUGAGGAUAGGAAGACAUAGAAGACCAAGAAGAACAGUAGACUCCUCGCCACUGGUACCAAAAUCAGCCCAGAGUUUAAAGAUGAGCCGUUUUGCUUCCAGACAAACCCCUUCAAAAGAACUAAGGUAUCACCACUGCAAUAUGGAAGCCUCACAGUAUCACCUCAAGGACGUGAUGAAAAGAAGGCAGUCUGAUUUAAAAAGUAACCAGAAAAAGAGGGCUCUGUCAAGCUCAAGUGAAAGGGUGAACUAAAGGUGCAGAAGAGGACAGUUUGAAGACAUGGAGACAAACUCACUCUCUCAUCACACUGAUUUGUGUACCAGUGAAAAAGCGGAGGGAGAUCAUUGUCACACUUUUCCACUAGGAGAGUCUGAUCAAGACUCUGACAAAGUCACAAAUCCAGGAUACACUGGCAAACUGGAUCACUUACAAAGCCCAAAAAGUUGUUCACUGAACUCUGACACUGCUGGAGACUCAGAGCCAAGUUAUCUUGGUUUUUGUACGCCUUUAUUCACCACCACUGAAAUCUCAUCCAGUUCACCAACUGUAAACUCAAAUGUGAACCCACCAUUUGCAAGUUAAACCUGAUGACAGAGGGCUCUGUGGAGGGGAAGAGCCAAGACAGACUCCAAGAAAUGCAUCAAAUAAACAUGACAUGGAGCAAGACGAAAUGGGAACAGAGAUCAUGUGGAAGUUACGUGCUAACCGUAUAAAACAAAUCCUCUCCUCACCAAUCACAGAGUUUGGUCAGUUCACCAUGUCCAGGAGAGCAGGCCUUGACUUUAAUGUUGGAUUUGGCUCAAAGAAAAACAACAAUGUUAACUCUUUGUCUAAUUCUGUUCUGCUUGAAGUUGCUGAAUUUGCCUUGGCAAUGAAUUCAUCUCAACAGGAUUUCAUCAUGGAGAUUCUUGAGUACAACUUUGACUUUGGCCUGCAGAGUCAACACCAGAGGGAUCUUUUCAUAUGUGAAAUUAUGAAAAGAGUAAGAAAACCGAGAAGUUGUGAAGAUGCAGUUAAAUUCUCAAAAGAGGUUUUUCAACUUCCUGGUCUGCUGCCAUCAAUAAAUGUGAAAAAUCAGAGCGUGCGCAAUGUUAAUAUUGAGCUUAGCAGCGAAUCGAGAAUGGAAGAGUGUGGCACUGCUCCCAGGUGUCCUUAUUCCAGUGAUGAAACCAAAGAACAUAUUUCAGAGAAGGUUGUGGUUUCUUAUCCAUUCUGCAAGGAAAUAGGUCUAAAACUACAUGUAAACCAAUGUCAACCAAACACAAAACUGAAUAUCACCAAACUGACCAAUGGAGCAAUGACUGAAGUGACAAACGUUGCAGAAAAGUUGUGUGGAACAUUUGAGCAGAUUUUUCUUGACCUCCUUAGACACAACUUGGAUCUUGAUUCACACAGUGGAGAUUCUGACCUUGCCCGAGAUAUUCUUGCAAGAAUUCCUGCUAUUUUGGAGAAAAAGACUCUAUCAGGUUGUGUAGAAGGUGAAAGGUACAAGCAAAUGAAGCACAUAAAAAAUCGUUUGGUUGCAUGUAGUGCUAGUUCUGCCCAGUGUGCGAUCAUCAACCGAAAUAUGGGAAAUUCCUCUGACAUUGAACACCAAAAUCAGCUACAUUUAAAACUGUGGAAACUGCGGGCCAGUCAUAUUCAGCAAAUCCUUUCAGUGCCUCAUGGAGAACAUUUCCCAUUUUAUUCUUACUCCAGAUGCAGAAAAUUGGGCAUUGAUUUCAAUGUAGGAUCUGGAGUUAAACAAAAUCUUGAUCCCAAAUUACUGAUCAAUGGCAUUAUGCUUGAAUUGAAUACUUUUGUCACAACACUGCUAUCAGCCAAAAAAUAUUUCAUCACAGAGAUACUGGAGUAUAAUUUUGAUCUUGAUUUCAAGAAUGAGCUGAAUCGCAGUGCCUUUGCGCAACAAAUUGUGGAUAAAAUUAGAGUAACUGCGAAAAGAAAAUACAGCAUUCCUCGAAUAAACAGGCAGUUUGAACUCCCUGACACAAGGUGCAUGCCAGAUGCUUGUUUUUACAGAACUACAUAUUGUCCCAAAUGCUAUCAAGACAGAAAUCAUAGGCUUUUUCAGGACAAAUCUGACCCUGGUCACAAUGGUCAUCCUCAUCCACACAUCAUGCUGCACACAGUCUCUGCAGAUGGAAACUGCACAGAGCAAAAGCCUCCAAAGGAUCUGUACACUGGCUUCUCAACCCUAGGGAAGAACGUCAUGGAAGACUACCCUCUCUGCAAGAAUAUAGGUUUAAACCUUUUUGUGGACAAAGACCAACCAAAAGAUAAGCUUGACAUACAUGUAUUGACACAUGGGACUAUUCAUGAAGUGGCCAAUUUUGCCAAAAUGAUGUGUGGAACAAAAACAAAGAUAAUUAACGAUAUCCUUGAACACAGUUUCAACAUUAAUAUGCAGGGGCGAGCAGUAUAUCCAUCACGAAUGAUCCACAGUAUAACAUCUGAUGAUGGUGAGGAGGCCUGGUUCAAUGAAGUUUUUGUUAUUCCACCAUUUCCUCACAGACAACAUGGACAUGCAAGUAAACUGGAUGACGCGUUUGCCAUGCAGAGAAAUGAAAUGAAAGAAACUGUCAACAAAAGAAAGCUGGCACUGCAAACAAAGAAGGAAAGAGCCACGCUGCCCAGUCAUGAAAUAUGUUUUCCCAAAAAACCCAGGGGAAACCCUUGGAGUCAGACAAGCCGUUUUCUCAUUUGCAUGGAGAUAGGUUUGGAUCUAGACGUGACAUCAAAACCAGGAAAGAAAAAAAAACUUGACCUGAAGCUAUUAACAAAAGCUAUAGUGUUGGAAAUAUAUAAAUUUGCAGUCAGGAAAACCCACCAUUAUUUGCCACAAAGUCUGUAUGCCAUCCUUGACUAUAACUUUGAUCUUCGCUCACAACAUCACAGGCACUGGGAAUUUACCAUGGCAACUGCAUUUGAAGUCCAAAGCUUGGUCAAGCAAUAUCGUAAAAAAACAAGACAAAGCAGAUGAGGUCUUCAAGCUGCCAUUUGUGUUCGCUCCCAAGUCACCAAGGAAACCUAAGAGAAGAGGACGUUUUGGAGGUGAAGGGCAAACACAGACACCAGUUAAUGUACAAAACGAAUGUGACAUGGACCAGGGUUCACAGAAAAUGAAGUGGGCAUCUAUCAGAAAUAACAUCCUCAAAAUACUUGACUCAAGAGGAAGUUGUGUUUUACACUAAACAGAUGCAACUAGCUGCCUUCGUUGUUAUGAAAAUGUAUUUCUUGUAGAGAGAUGCUGUAGCUGAUGACUCAUUCCAAUUCUUCAGGGAUGUAUACUUAAAAGCUCACUGUCAAACUAUUAUUCAAAAUUUUGAGGCCGAAAAAGACGGAAAGAUCUGACCAGAAUGUUUCAAUGCAAAGGGCUGUGAAUAUUAUGCUUUGAAGUUUUGUACCAAAAAGGAAAAAGUGGAAAUUCUAAAAGCUUUUAUUUAUUUAUUUUUUUUUGGACAUUUGUAAGAAUUUAUAGAAGGAUAUUUUGCCACUGAACUUUACUAUAUGGAUUGCAGAUAGUUUUGUAGUCAUUAAAGACAUUUUGGCCUGGAGGCCCAAAGAGAAGGCAAGAUCUAAUUAAAAUGUUUGAACGUAAAGGGCAGUCAAUAUUGUGCUUUGAAGCUUUGUUCUAAAAAGGUUAAUAUGCCACAGCUGGACAUUCUAUAAUCUUCUUUUUAAUGUUUUGUUUUCCAUCUAUGGUCACUUUUUGUUUUUUUAUCUUUGAAAGAAUUUGUGUAAGGAUAUUUUGAGACUGAACUUUACUUUGUGGAUAGAUUUUAUUCUGGUCUGUUUUCAAAAGUGCUUGUUCUCCAUUUUUUGUCAUUUUUUUUUUACUUGUUUGUUUUUACUCACCCUUUUCUGAUCUCAUACUAGUGAUUUCUGUUUUUAUGUUUUAAUUUUUCAAAAGGGGCGGCACGGUGGUGUGGUGGUUAGCACUCUCGCCUCACAGCAAGAGGGUUGCCGGUUCGAUCCCAGGUGUGGGAGCCCUUCUGUGUGGAGUUUGCAUUUUCUCCCUGUGGCAGCGUGGGUUCUCUCCGGGCACUCCGGCUUCCUCCCACAGUCCAAAGACAUGCAGAUUGGGGACUAGGUUAACUGAUAACUCUAAAUUGUCCGUAGGUGUGAAAGUGAGCGUGAAUGGUUGUCUGUCUCUAUGUGUCAGCCCUGCGAUAGUCUGGCGACCUGUCCAGGGUGUACCCUGCCUCUCGCCCGAUGUCAGCUGGGAUAGGCUCCAGCCCCCCCGCGACCCCCAAGAGGAUGAAGCGGUUAGAAGAUGAAUGAAUGAAUGAAUGAAUGAAUUUUUCAGCAGGAAAAAAUAGCUUACAAUGACAAUGAAAAUAUAUUGUAAAUUUUAAAAACUGACCAUGUCUUGAAGCUCUGAUGUAAAUUUGUAAAGAAGAGUGCACCUAUACUUUAUUCAUAGUUUGUAUACACUGCAUAAUACAGAUGUACACUGCAGAAAUGAUAAUGACCUGUAUCUGGUUGGACUUGUCUAGUGGUUAUUGCUACUGAAAUACAUUAUAUAAAACAUUGAAAACAUCCUGUCCUUUUCCGUGUGCUUCCUUUUAAGCACCAUGAACUUGUACCAUAAAUGAUAGGCUUGUGGUUUAUGAUUAUUUGCUGAGUGUGCUGCAGAUAAAUCUCACUGCUCUUAGUGUUCGCUCAUCACUACUUUAAGAGCAUCGAGCAACACUUGUUCUAUGUUAAAUUGUCAUAUUCUCAGUUCAACCAAUAGAAGUAUCAGGAAAAGUAAGGUUAUGACACUUGUAAUACUAAAAGUGGGGUCCUGGUGCUGCUCCACACCACCACCUUUCUUGUUUCCAUCAGGCACAGCAAAGACUGUCUAGCCACACAGUCCAGAUUACACCUUUGUCAUUAGUUUAAGGUCCACACAGUUUGAUAUAUUCAGCAUUGUACUGAAGGCUUGAUGUAGAAGGUAGGGCAGCAUAUUGACAAUGUGGUUUCUUCAGUCUACCUUAAAAAUAUUUGAAUUCCUGCCACCUGUCACUAAACCCCAAGUGAAAGCCUUUUGUCUGUGACUCGGAUGAAGAACACCUCAUGUGGCUGAAAGGCAGGUCUGUCAGAUGUUACAUUUAUAUUUGAAUAUGUUUAAAUGCACUUCGGAUCCACUUUGUUUGAACUAAUCUGACAGCAUCCAGUCAAGUUGCAGGAGAACCAUGAAGAGCGCCAGCUGGAAAAAUUAUCCCUAAAAUAAUUUUGGUCCUAUACAAAAGUAUGUGGUAGUCAAAAAACAAACUGCAGUGUGCAAAACUUUAAACAUACUAGUUUUAACAAAUAAGUACACAUUUUUGAAAGCAUUCAUGAUUUUUGUCAAUGUAUUUAAGAGGCUGGGUGUUUCCUUUUGUGAAAUAAAAACAUCUGUGUAAUAACAGGUGCAAUUAUUCAACUACAGCAAUACCCUGUGCGGUUAUUUAACAGUGCAACAUUCUUCACACUCUUGAAUGGAGGCUAUAUUUAUAUCUUAAAGUUUCAACCACGAAAUGUGAUGAGGUUUUGAUCCUUGUCCACUUUUGUGUCAGAAUCGGCUGCAGACUAACUUGGCAGAGAUGGCUGCCAUCUUGUUUUUACAUGGAUUAGUGUAUUGUGCUUUUACUACUCUUAAACAUACCACCUCAAAUUAUCAUUUGUUCCAGCCUUCAUUAAGCUAUUGAACAAUGUUAAAAACUAGUGCAUUAAAUACACGGCACUUUAGCACUCAGCACUUUUUCUUGCACUUUAGACGUCUCUGUAUGUUUCUGUGUUGUGAUUGUUAAAUGUAGUCCAUGUCUGUUUUAUGUGAUAGAACUGUCCCUGUGAUAGUGUUUUUAUCUUGUCCUGUGAAGCAAUGAAAUGUAGCACUGUUCCCAAGAUGAAU